Pseudomassariella vexata is the source of this 1209-nucleotide messenger RNA. RefSeq names its product HAD-like domain-containing protein. NCBI's taxonomy places the organism in Eukaryota, Fungi, Ascomycota, Sordariomycetes, Amphisphaeriales, Pseudomassariaceae. Gene Ontology annotation, molecular function: phosphatase activity. The record is from RefSeq and is a predicted model, not a curated record. The transcript is spliced from 3 exons. The coding region runs from base 325 to 1098 and encodes 257 amino acids.
GUUGGCCGUGGGUAUGGAUGACUCUGCACGUCGCCGAGUCCACGUUGAAGGGCCGUUUCAGCCUUCGACCUUGUGAUUCUGGAAAGAUUCUGAUUUAUCUCUCAUAUUUGAAUUGACACUCCUUCUAGACAAUUGCUUCAUUCAGAUCUAGCACCUAUAGACUUGAUAGAUGAUUCCUACAGUGACGUCAUUCCUGUAGACAGAAUCUCAAUCAAUCACGACGCAAUUGCGAGUUGAAAGCAUUUCACUACAUAUUGCGAUCCAGAUCUCGUGGGGGGAUAUCUACCUACCGUUUACAGUAGACAUAAACGGAAGCAACCCGCCAUGGCGACCACCAAUGGCACCAGCUCUGCCCUUCCGGCGCUCCAGACCAACCCCAAGGCCAUCUUCUUCACCGACUUCGACGGCACCAUCACGCUGCAAGACAGCAACGACUUCAUGACGGACAACCUGGGAUUCGGCACGGCGCUGCGCAAAAAGGGCAAUGAGGACGUGCUCUUCGACCGCAAGUCGUUUCGCGACAGCUUCCAGGAGAUGCUCGACAGCGUCCAGACGCCCUUUGCCGAGUGCAUCAAGAUCCUGCUCGCCAACAUCAAGCUCGACCCCAAGUUCAAGGAGUUCCACAACUGGUGCGCUGCCAACAACGUACCUAUCGUAGUGCUAUCGGGCGGCAUGACACCCGUCAUCAAGGCCCUGCUGGCCCAUUUGGUGGGCGAGAAGGAGGUUGAGGCAAUGCAGAUUGUCAGUAAUGACGUGCAGGCGAGGCCCGGGAAGAGUAUCAACGAGGAGGGUGGGUGGACCAUCAAGUACCAUGACGAUAGCUCCUUCGGACAUGACAAGUCUCUCGAGAUAAAGCCGUAUGCUGCUCUGGCCGAAAGGCCCAUCAUGUUUUACGCCGGUGAUGGUGUUUCGGACCUGUCUGCGGCCAAGGAGACGGAUCUGCUGUUUGCAAAGGCCGGACGGGAUCUCGUGCAAUGGUGCGAGAGGCAAAAUGUGCCCUUCACCGUCUUCAACGACUUUUCCGACAUCUACAAGGUUGUUCAGAGCGUCAUCGAGGGUAAGACGAGUGUGCAGGAUGCGGCUACCGGCCGUGGUUGAAGGGUUACUGUGUUAUGAAAAUGACUUUGAUGGAUAUGAUAGAUCUUGGCUGAACGUGUAUAGAGACCCGAAAUAUAGAUUCUUCGUAGAUGAAUAGACAUAAAUGCUUUU